This is a messenger RNA of Bemisia tabaci, 4519 nucleotides long. RefSeq lists its product as uncharacterized. The record is from RefSeq and is a predicted model, not a curated record. NCBI's taxonomy places the organism in Eukaryota, Metazoa, Arthropoda, Insecta, Hemiptera, Aleyrodidae.
CCUGCGAUUUUGCCCCUUGCGUGCCGCGAGUGCCGGGACUGAGAAAAAGGUAAACAAAGAAAGAAAAAAACCGAUUGAACGAAAUACGAAAUUGCUUUUUAAGUUUGAAGUGGUUACAGGCAGAAUGUAGUGGUGUUUGAUGUCAUUGCAUGUAGUAAUCAUGACCCUCCAGAAGAUUCACAAUGUUGAUGCUUCAUCCAGUGACUUAUCAAUUAUUUUCAAUGCAGCUCAGCAGUCUUUGGAGCAACCCAUUUGUGUCCGACCGAUCAACUGUGCUUAUGGAGCCAAUUUUUUAAUAGUCGGACAUAUCCAUACUGCGCAUGAUCUUAUUCAAAGGACGCGUAUGUGCAGCAAAGUUUUAUAUGUGCAAGAUGCAAAUUCUAACAAUUUAUUCCGUGUAAUACUCCUGAAUGCCUGUGCAAAGGAAGCCGAAGAGGCAGGUGUGAAAGAGAUGGAUUUGGUUGCGUUCUUGAAUCCUCGUCUCUCUCCUCAUCCCGCUCUGGAGUGGUCCAGUUUAAAAGUUUACAGAAAACAAAUAAUAUUUCAUGACAAAAACAAGGCGUCACCUUCUAUGUGGCUCUAUCAACAGGUUCAAUGUAACUUUGUCCGGCGUAAUUUAAUAAAGAACAAACAUCACUUUCCGGAAGAUGAAGUUGACAAAGACCUUGAUCCUCCUCCCGCCAAGAAAUUAUUAUCAAGUAAAUCACAAGGAUGUGGCUCAUCAAGAACUUCAGCUUCUUUGGAGAAAGGGUUAAGUUCAGAAACAGUUGAGAACACCGCAACAGAUUGCAGCGUUCGAUUGCAGCCAACGAAUCAGAAUUUCACAGAAACUCUAAGUACAGAGUCUGUUAAUUCCUCCGUGACUUUUUCCAAAAAAGUACUGCCUGAUAGUGUUCAACAGUCUGUUGGUUCAUCAAGUACUCAAAAUUCUACUUCAGUUGAUCUCAGGUCUAAAAUAGCCGACAAAACCUUGACUGAUUUACAAUCAUAUCCAGAAUUAGUAGGGACUCAGCCCAAAAAUCAUGAUUGCUUGCAAAAUCAUCAUUUAAAACCAGUUCCAAAGCUUUCUCCCAAAGAGAUAUCGUCAAAUAAUUGUCAUUCUUCCAUUGGAUCAUCAAAUACCUCAGCUUACUUUAGCCCUGAAACAACCGAGAACACUCCAGCAGAAAUUCAUGAGGCUCAACUAGUUUUGGAGCUAUCCGAAAAUAAUAAUCGCCGAAAAACUCCUAAUACAGAGUCAGUUUUAUCUCCUGUGCCUUCUUCUAAAAUAUUGCCAACUAACAUCCAACCUGGCAUUGACUCAUCGAAUACCCCAGUGUCUUGCAAUGUUGAUUGUAGCUCUAAAGUAAUUGAGGACAUCUCAGUAGAUGUUCAGGUGUCCAGGCAAAUGGUUGGAACUCAGUCAGUGGUAGAAACUUGUAGCUUAGGGUCUGUUGUUUCUCCCAAGGAAGUAUUGUGUAGUGAUGUUCAACCCUCUGUUGGUUUAUCAAAUAUUUCAUUUUCUAGCCCAGUUGAUUGCCGGUCUGAAGUUGCCCAAAAUACCUUGACUGAUAUUCAGAUAAAUAAAAAUCAUGAUCGCUCAGGAAAUCAUCAUUUGAAACAAAAUUUCUCUUCAAAAAUUUCUUCGAUAACUUCUACCAAAGAUAAAUUGACCAAUGAUGUUCAAUCUUCUGUUCACUUAUCAAAUACUUCAGCUUCUUGUUCAGCUGACCUUAGCGCUACAGCAAUUGAAAACAUCCCAGCAGAUAUCCAUGCGACACAACUACCUGUAGAAAGCCAGUCCAGAAACCACGGUCGCCGAAAAUCUCUUGAUACUGAGUUGUCUCCAUUUUCUGUGCCUUCUUCUAAAGUAUUGCUAAGAAAUCCUCAACCUGGCAUUAGCUCAUUAGAUGCUCCAGUGCUGUGCUCUGUUAACCUUGAUUCUGAAGCAAUAGAGUCAAUCUUAAUUGGUGCUCAGGUGUGCCAACAACCUUUACAAACUCAAUCGAAGCAGCAUGAUCAGUCAAAAACUCAUCAUACUAAUUCAGCUAGCUCUCUAGGAAAAAACAAAAACAGCACUUCACAAAAUGAACAAACAAGGCUAGAAACCAAUUGCAACAAAACUAAUGAGUGCCCACCAAGAAUAACAGACACGAUUGUACAUGACGGGCAUCAGAACGGAGAAGUAACGUCAAAUGAUUGUUCCUUGACUCCUCGGUAUCCAUUCGAUUUCAAGCAGUUAGCUCAUAUCAAAGAAGGAGAAGUUAUUCAUUCAGUCGUUGUAAUUCAAGCUAUAAAAACACCAGUUUUAUGUAACUCUUGUACUGCACUGGUGUCAGUUUGCGUGACGGAUGAGAGCAUAUUUCCUGAUGUAAUGGAUAUUACAAUAGUAACUCAUGUUGAACUGAAGCCUUUGCUGAAAAAGGAUGAUAUCGCAAGAUUUAUGAAUAUACAUAUAAGUUCGGUAGAUGGUAAACUAAUAGGAAAGGUAUUUUCUGGUGAUGAUGUUGGCAUCUACAAAAGUCCAGAGGAAGUCUCAAGUUCUGGAGGCUUCAGCCUAAUUAGACAUUGCACUUUUUCAGAUCCCAUAUUGGCAAAUCUAUUGAAAGCCCAGUUCCCUCUCUGUAAUGAUUAUGGAGAUUCUGUAAGAUUCUCAAAAAUAUCUCAGUGGCAAAAGCAAAUAAAAACGGAAGUAAGAGCACAAAUGCUGGAAGUGUUCGGCGAGGUUUCUGAUGAUGAUUUCACUGAUAUUGAAAAUGACUGUGAGGGGAAACGGAAUUUUUGUCAUGAGACAACCAUUGAAAAAUUAGGAGGUAAUUUUUCAACCAAUGAACCUGAGCAUUUGAUAUGCUCAGAACUCUUUGUCUUUGACUCAUCUACUCUCAAUUUUGAUCAACUCCUCAACCUUAAAUGCAAGGUUUGUAACAUUUAUUAUUUACGUAGUAACAAGGCUGUAAUUCAUGUUGAAGCAAGUAGUUUGUCAAACAAUAAAUGUAGUUCUCCCAACAUACCUAAGAAAUCAGUCAUGAAAAAACUACGCAGAUCUACGGAUUGGAUUAAGUAUUUAAUCACUUCAAGAUUUACCGAUGGAUCAAUGUUUUUCUUUGUGGAGAGUCUCUCAGCGCCACCCAUUGUUCAUAAUAUAAAAGCCAGAAGCCAACUUCUAAUAUCAGCAACCCAAAAGAAUGAGCGACCAGCCAAUCAAGAUUUUGAAACAAUAAAAUGUGAUUUAAAAGUAAUUAAUAAUGAUGAUGAUUCCUCGUCAACUAAGUUGGGUAUGAAUCCAGAAUGUGAAGCAACGAAUACCUUUGUUCCUAAGACAAGUGAAUUCAAUGAAGAUCAAAAAGAGAUCUUAGAACAAUUGGUUGUGAAGAAAUCUCCCAGUCCACAGAGAACAUUUUAUUCUAGUCCAGUUAAUUAUACUUUAAAUGGUUUGAAAGACAAUUUCUCAUCAAAGAACUGUAUAAGGGAUGUAAAAGUGCUUUUAGUGCGGAAUCCAAUAAUCGAAAAUAUGUCUCCGAAAAAAAAGAAAUUCCUCAAAUUAUGAAAGUAAUCAAGAAAAAUUAGAUGGAGACACCUAGAGUAUCCUUAUGAGGAGAGUGAAAAUUUGGCUUAUCAGAAGUUCCAUAGGCCCUACAAAGAGCAUCAACUUAGACUUAAUUUUGAACGCGUCCAUUAUCCCCCCCAAAUCUUCUCACUCAUUCAGUGCUCCACAGAUCUUUCAAUUGAAAAGGUUUGCAGUCAAAAAAUUCUCUUCACAUCCAAAACAAAUGUAUUCCUGCUCCUCUUCUCAGGAUUCAAAUUACUCAGUGUAAUAUUUCUUUGUUAGUGUGUUACAUUAAAUAUAUCCUGAGAUUGGCGAAAUAUACCCCAAUAAAGGUAUUUCAUAAAAUUUGGUCUCUGUUUAUAAAUUCUAUAAAAAAUGUUUGUGAAUUAUUAAUUAUUCUUUGAAUGAUUCCGACCGAUCUCUCCCUCACGAUUUAACAAAAACAAGCAAAUCGAUGAACUUGUAUAUUAAUUAAUUAAUUACAUGAUCAAAGUUAUUCUUUGAUCACAAUUGAAGGUAGCAGCUGUAAAGUCUAAAUUUCUAGUAUCUCUGCGCCAUUGAAUGUUCUCACUGAAUCAAGCGAAACAAUUUUCAGUGUAAAUCAGCAACGAAAACCAUGGUUACCAUAUUAUUUUGUAAUCAAGUCAUAUGAUGGGCAAUGACAUCUCUCUGCCAAUUUUAUUAUUUAUACAAAAUUUUCUUGCAGUACUUAUUUCAUUUAAUAAUUUUACAUGACUUUCGUUAGAAACUCUCUUUUAUUCCUCUUCGAUUUAUUUUACCUUCUUUGAUUUAUUUUAACUUCUUUGAUUUAUUUUAACUUAUUAAUUCGUUUUACCCCAUUACUGUGAUGUAAAUUGUUCUGUAUUCUUCUUCACAUCUUACCUAAUGUGAUCCAAGAAUGUUUCUGCGAAAAUGACAAAACUUCCUUUUUUUAUUGUUGAUUAUAAAGAAAAUAAAGAAAAUUCUCUGUCGUCUGGUGCAGAGUAAAAAAAA